AGGCGCGGCGCGGCGAGCAGGCGCCCACAGCUCGGGGCGGGCAGUGCUUGGGGGUCGUGAUGUCUGGCAGAGGCAAGGGCGGGAAGGGGCUCGGCAAGGGGGGCGCCAAGCGGCACCGCAAAGUGUUGCGCGACAACAUCCAGGGCAUCACCAAGCCGGCCAUCCGGCGCCUGGCUCGGCGCGGCGGCGUGAAGCGCAUCUCGGGGCUCAUCUACGAGGAGACGCGCGGCGUGCUGAAGGUGUUCCUGGAGAACGUGAUCCGCGACGCCGUCACCUACACGGAGCACGCCAAGCGCAAGACGGUCACGGCCAUGGACGUGGUGUACGCCCUCAAGCGCCAGGGACGCACCCUCUACGGCUUCGGCGGCUAAAGCGUUAGUUUAGUUUUCUCUGCGCCCUAUCUCGAUAACCAACCCAAAGGCUCUUUUAAGAGCCACCCACU
Messenger RNA from Dromaius novaehollandiae (emu), 442 nucleotides. Its product is annotated as histone H4. Gene Ontology annotation, molecular function: protein heterodimerization activity; structural constituent of chromatin; DNA binding. The record is from RefSeq and is a predicted model, not a curated record. NCBI's taxonomy places the organism in Eukaryota, Metazoa, Chordata, Aves, Casuariiformes, Dromaiidae. Gene Ontology annotation, cellular component: nucleosome. Gene Ontology annotation, biological process: nucleosome assembly. The coding region runs from base 60 to 371 and encodes 103 amino acids. The transcript has a single exon.